UCUUCCCUCUGGUCGUGCAGCAGUUUUAUGCACAGUUGUUGCUUUAAAGCAGCUCUGUAAAGACUAAAAGGCUUCAAGAUGGCAUCCCAGCAGCUCUACUUGAGGAUAAUGGGGCUGGCUGUGUUGUUGACACUCUUUGCACUGAGAGAUGCAUCCAGUGAAAGCAGCUUGCACAAGAUCUUGAGGAAAAGAGAUGUGGCAGGAGCUGGUACUGCCCCCUCAAAGUCCUCUGUUGCCGUCCCGUCUUCCAAGGCUCAAGAGUUCCUGGCAAAACUGAGCAGAACCAAGAGGAACCUCUGGGAUCGCAGCAAACCGGACGUGCAGCAGUGGAUCAUGCAGUUUAUGUACAUGGGAUUCGAUGAGCAGAGGCUGGAGACUGACCUGUCAUACUGGAUGGACCAGGCUCGCGCCAAUGACCAAGGGCGUCAACACCACUAUGAUGAGAAUGCCCCCAUCGGCCCACGUGACCCCAGUGCUUACAGACACGGAGCUAAUGUCAACUAUGAUUACUAUUAACUGUGACAGUCUGUUGGUUUUACACCUGACGUGCAGCUGCCAGUAUCCAAGUACUCCUCAGUCAGGGUUCCCACAUAUUGUUACCAAUUCAUUUUAAUAACAUCCAUAAUAUUUUUCCCAAUAUCCAUGACUUUAUGAAAGUAGUUAGAGAUACAGCCACAAGUUAUUAAAUAUGCUUUUCCCAGGCAUUUGCAAACUGCUAGCAUUUGCUAUCUUUACAAGCUCGUUAGACAUUCCAGCCGCCAACUACCAACAUAUGCCCAAAAUAGGUAAUUCGCAAAGCAUCAAGGCCACGCCCCUUUUUUGGAGGAGAGAAACUAAAAAUCCCAGAUGUCAGUGCAAUUUGACAUGUGACAGUUUGUAAGCAUUUAUUUCUUGUUAAAUGAAUAUUUUACAGACGAGUCUAAUUGUUUCGCGACUGUUUAAAAAAAAAAGGAGGCAGCACUUCAACAGUGGCGUUCUCAGUAAGCGGAGUGUUGAGCCCAAAUCCAAGUGCGCAUACUCCAAAAAAUGCGAAGAGGUAACACAUCCCAAAUUCCCAAGUGAAGGAGGACAAAAUAGUCACAUUUCAUUUGUUUAACCCUUUGAAACCUGAGAGAGUUGGCUUGAUUUCUUUUGAAUACACGGGAAGCAGGGCAUCAGUAGCGUAGUGGAUAGUGCCGGCGCCCCAUGUACAGAGGCACUGCCUCACUGCAGUGGCCGCGGGUUCGAAUCUGGCUCGCGGCCCUUUGCUGCAAGUCAGUCCCCACUCUCUCUCUGUCUCCCCAUUUCACCUUCUGUCCUGUCAUUAAAGGCAAAAAAGCCAACAAAAAUAAUUGAAAAAAAUAAAUAAAUAAAUAAAAUAAAAUAAAAAAUACACAGGAAGAAGGCAACAAGCAACGAAAGAAGAAAUGACCCAAAAAAUUAGCAUGAAAAUUAGUGAAAAGACAAAAUUAAAAACAAGAAAAAAGUUGUAAAAAUAAAUAAAGUUAGAAAGAAACGAACAAGGAGAUGACCUGGAAAGAGAAGUUAAAAAUUAGAAUAAUUCCGUAACAUAAUUUUUAAAUAUAGAAAUAAAUAUAAAUAUAGGUUUCCCUUGAUUUUUUUCUUUUUUCUCUAUUAAUAUCUCUACUUUGUAAAUCUUUUUUUUUUUUGUUUUUGGAAAGAAAU
This is a messenger RNA of Epinephelus moara (kelp grouper), 1665 nucleotides long. It is a transcript of the gene ecrg4a, whose product is annotated as ECRG4 augurin precursor a. NCBI's taxonomy places the organism in Eukaryota, Metazoa, Chordata, Actinopteri, Perciformes, Serranidae. The coding region runs from base 79 to 516 and encodes 145 amino acids. The transcript is spliced from 4 exons. The record is from RefSeq and is a predicted model, not a curated record. Gene Ontology annotation, biological process: central nervous system development; G1 to G0 transition; regulation of cell population proliferation.